Messenger RNA from Talpa occidentalis (Iberian mole), 1022 nucleotides. RefSeq names its product lipase member N-like. Lineage: Eukaryota; Metazoa; Chordata; Mammalia; Eulipotyphla; Talpidae. The record is from RefSeq and is a predicted model, not a curated record.
UGCAGUUUUGAUGAAAUGGCCAAAUAUGAUCUCCCAGGAAUAAUAGACUUCAUUGUAAGUAAAACUGGUCAGGAGAGGUUGUACUUCGUUGGACAUUCACUUGGCACCACGAUAGGGUUUGUAGCCUUUUCCACCAUGCCUGAACUGGCACAAAGAAUCAAAAUGAAUUUUGUCUUGAGUCCUGUGGUCUCAUUCAAAUAUCCCACGGGUAUUUUUACCAGUUUUUUUCUACUUCCAAAUUCCAUAAUCAAGAGUACAUUUGGUACCAAAGGUUUCUUUUUAGAAGAUAUCAACAAAUUAUCUUCCAUCAAAUUAUGCAACAAUAAGAUACUCUGGGUGAUAUGUAGUGAAUUUAUGUCCUUAUGGGCUGGAUCCAACAAGAAAAACAUGAAUAUGAGUCGAAUGGAUGUGUACAUGUCACAUGCUCCCACUGGAUCAUCGAUACAGAACAUUCUGCAUAUAAAGCAGCUUUACCGAUCUGAUGAAUUCAGAGCUUAUGACUGGGGAAGUGAAGCCGAGAACAUGCUUCACUACAAUCAGAGCCAACCCCCACUGUAUGACUUGACUGCCAUGAAAGUACCCACUGCUGUGUGGGUUGGUGGACACGAUGUACUUGUAACACUCCGGGAUGUGGCCAGGGUCCUCCCCCAAAUCAGAAAUCUACGUUACUUUGACCUGUUGCCAGAGUGGAAUCAUUUUGAUUUCAUCUGGGGCCUGGACGCUGCACAACGGGUGUAUAGUAAAAUCAUAGAUUUGAUGAAGGCAUAUGCCUAAUGUAAGAUAUCUACUUGUCAGUAAAAAGUUGCUUCCAAGCUGAUAAGAGGUUUCAGGAAAAUAUCAAGGUCUGCAUCCUCCACUUAUUAUUGCUUCUUUAUCACAGCAUGCCAACUAGGAAUUAUUGCAAUUGUGCUGCUCUUUCUCUAAGAAAUGCCCACUUCUGAAAUCCUAGACUCCUUCCAUCUGUCAGUGCCAGAGUCUCUUUUUUCAUCCAGGAUGAUCUAGCAAACUAUUCUCUGCUAACA